Lactuca sativa (garden lettuce) is the source of this 991-nucleotide messenger RNA. RefSeq lists its product as uncharacterized. Gene Ontology annotation, biological process: regulation of DNA-templated transcription. Gene Ontology annotation, molecular function: DNA binding; DNA-binding transcription factor activity. Lineage: Eukaryota; Viridiplantae; Streptophyta; Magnoliopsida; Asterales; Asteraceae. The record is from RefSeq and is a predicted model, not a curated record.
GUGAGUGGUGUCGUGUGGUGGUCGUCGUUUUCACGCGGACUAUGCUCCUUCUUCCAUCGAUACUUGUCCAGUUUUUGUUUCAGUUCUGUUUUACUUCAACUACACGCCGCUUCCAAUCUUCAAACUCUAUCGGAUUCGAUUUAGGAAGCAAAAAUCAAUGCAUCGAAACCCUUCAACGUUUUCAUCGCAGAUGGAUAUGAAUCCUCCGUUUCCAGAGCAUGAGCAUCUGAAUUGCCCUCGAUGCAAUUCCAGCAACACCAAAUUCUGUUAUUACAACAACUACAAUCUCUCACAGCCUCGUCACUUCUGUAAAAACUGCCGGCGGUACUGGACCAAAGGCGGCACUCUGCGUAACAUCCCGAUCGGUGGCGGCAUCCGCAAAGCCACCAAACGCUCUUCAAAUCCAAACAAACGCACAUCGCCGACGACGCAACAACCACCUCUACCACCAACACCUGCUGCUGCACCUCCACUUCCACAGAAACAGCAACCACGUGUUGUUUAUGGAUAUGGUAAUAAUCUGGAUUUGGAAUCUAAUGGUGGAAAUUUGAGCUCAGUGUUGGGAUCAAAUCAUAUGGGACCUUUUGGGAAUUUGUUAAUGGAUGGUUUGAGUUCCAAUUUGGCGAGUAAAUCCGAUGAUGAUGUUUUGAUCCGAAACCCGAUUGCAGAUGAUUUUGGAAGCAACUUUUUGGUCAGAUUGAAUGGUAGCAAUAAUCCGAACGCAGUGAGAGAAGAAUCGAGCUGUUGGAGUCGGGAAGAGAAUGGUUGGCCUGAUCUUUCUAUUUUCACACCAGGUUCAAGCUUCCAUUAAAUUAAGUUUUAAUACUAAUCUACUCUCUUCAGUUAAGCAACAUUAUUCCAUUAUGUAUAAAAAACCCGGUCCACAACAGACAAAGAAUCGGCUUUUUCCUAUUAUAUCGAUUGGUAUAGCGGUUUCUUUUUGGUUGGUAUAAUGUAUAAUUGUAUAUAGAUCGGUUCUAUGAUUUCGUAA